Psammomys obesus (fat sand rat) is the source of this 3771-nucleotide messenger RNA. It is a transcript of the gene Ubp1, whose product is annotated as upstream binding protein 1. Gene Ontology annotation, cellular component: nucleus. The transcript has 17 exons. The coding region runs from base 242 to 1864 and encodes 540 amino acids. The record is from RefSeq and is a predicted model, not a curated record. Gene Ontology annotation, molecular function: DNA-binding transcription activator activity, RNA polymerase II-specific; RNA polymerase II cis-regulatory region sequence-specific DNA binding. Gene Ontology annotation, biological process: regulation of transcription by RNA polymerase II. Lineage: Eukaryota; Metazoa; Chordata; Mammalia; Rodentia; Muridae.
GGGGCGGGGCCGGAGGAGGAGGCGGAAGCGGCGAGCGAGCCCGAGCUGGAGCCGCAUCGAAGCUGCGUCCGGGCCGGCGGAGCGGCGGCGGCGGGCCGCGUCCCGGGCCGCCGCUGGUGACCACUCGCCGCGCCGCCGGAGGCUUCACCCGCGUCCUCCCUCAGGACGCGCCCGCGGAGCUCGGACGCCUUCUCCCCGGACCCGGAGGCCGCGCUACGCGGGGCGGCGGCGAGGCCGGAAGAUGGCCUGGGUGCUCAGUAUGGACGAGGUGAUCGAGUCCGGGCUGGUGCACGACUUCGACUCCAGCCUGUCCGGCAUCGGGCAGGAGCUGGGCGCCGGCGCCUACAGCAUGAGUGAUGUAUUGGCACUGCCCAUCUUCAAGCAAGAAGAUUCCAGCCUUUCCUUGGAUGAUGAGGCCAAGCACCCCCCCUUUCAGUACGUAAUGUGUGCUGCGACUUCGCCAGCUGUGAAACUGCACGAUGAGACACUCACUUACUUGAACCAAGGCCAGUCUUAUGAAAUUCGGAUGCUGGAUAAUCGCAAAAUGGGUGAUAUGCCUGAGAUCAGUGGAAAGUUGGUAAAGAGCAUCAUAAGGGUGGUAUUCCAUGACAGGAGGCUACAGUACACGGAACAUCAGCAGCUUGAAGGCUGGAAGUGGAAUCGCCCAGGAGACAGACUUCUCGAUUUAGAUAUUCCAAUGUCUGUGGGAAUAAUUGACACAAGGACAAAUCCAAGCCAGUUAAAUGCAGUUGAAUUUCUGUGGGACCCUGCAAAGCGCACAUCUGCCUUCAUUCAGGUACACUGCAUCAGCACUGAAUUCACUCCACGUAAGCAUGGAGGUGAAAAAGGAGUGCCUUUUAGGAUCCAAGUUGACACCUUUAAACAGAAUGAAAAUGGGGAAUACACAGAUCAUCUUCACUCAGCUAGCUGCCAAAUCAAAGUUUUUAAGCCUAAAGGUGCGGAUAGGAAACAAAAAAAUGACCGAGAAAAGAUGGAGAAGAGAACAGCUCAUGAAAAAGAAAAGUAUCAGCCAUCUUAUGACACCACCAUCCUCACAGAGAUGAGGCUUGAGCCUAUAAUUGAAGAUGCAGUUGAACAUGAGCAGAAAAAGUCCAGCAAGCGGACUUUGCCAGCAGACUACGGUGAUUCUCUGGCAAAGCGAGGCAGUUGUUCUCCAUGGCCUGACACCCCUACAGCCUAUGUGAAUAACAGUCCUUCCCCAGCGCCCACUUUCACCUCCUCACAGCAGAGCACGUGCAGUGUCCCAGACAGCAAUUCUUCAUCCCCAAAUCACCAGGGAGAUGGAGUUGCACAGGCAUCUGGGGAACAAAUUCAGCCUUCAGCUACAACCCAGGAAACACAGCAGUGGCUGCUCAAAAACAGGUUCUCUUCCUACACAAGACUGUUCUCUAAUUUUUCAGGUGCCGACUUAUUAAAGCUGACAAAGGAAGAUUUAGUUCAGAUUUGUGGUGCAGCCGAUGGAAUUCGGCUCUAUAAUUCCCUCAAGUCAAGGUCGGUUAGGCCCCGCUUAACCAUCUAUGUCUGCCAGGAGCAGCCGAGUAGCACUGUGCUACAAGGGCAGCCACAAGCUGCAGGCAGUGGAGGUGAAAAUGGCAGUGGGACACCCUGCGUUUAUCAUGCAAUCUACUUGGAAGAAAUGGUUGCUUCAGAAGUUGCUCGAAAACUUGCCUCCGUGUUUAAUAUUCCUUUCCACCAAAUUAACCAGGUUUACAGACAGGGCCCCACUGGUAUCCACAUUCUUGUCAGUGACCAGAUGGUUCAGAACUUUCAAGAUGAGAGUUGUUUUUUAUUCUCCACAGUAAAAGCUGAAAAUAAUGAUGGUAUUCACAUAAUUUUGAAGUGAUACCUUAUACAGACUGAACUCUAUUCAGUACCAAAUAAAGUCAUGCUUAAAAGUGUGUGAAGACUGAAUCCAAGAAGUCUUGGGAUUGGAUUUUACUGUGAAAUGUUUCAUAUUGAAAACACAAGAUGACCUUCCUAGUGAGCUGUAGGAGAGACAAGUCUCCUCAUUGUCACUGCCACAGCCCAGCGUCCUCAUGAGAGCGAGCAUGCCAGGUGACAUGCCAGCUCCCAGCCAUGGUGUGGCACGAGUGCCCACUUCCCUAGCAGGGGCCAGCGGACAGAGUUCCCAGCAGCAGUCUCUACUGGCGUUUUACACUGUAUGCGGUUUGAAAUGAAUGUACAAACUCAACCGUGGGCAUUUACCUUUCUGUGCCAGUUUGGCUUUUAUUGCCUGACCCUUAUGCUGACCUGGGGAGGAGGUAGGGAGUUCCUGGGGGAGCUGCACUGCACUGAUGUGGCAGUACUGGUCAGGUAAGAGGCUGAGCACCUUCUCAGAAGUGAUCAUGUCUGAAGGUGUACAUCAGAGGGGAGCACACCAGACCAGGGAAGAGCCAAGCCGAGAAGAUGAGCAAACUGCACUAUCAGCAGUACCUUGAGAGAGGUCAGUGUAAACCCUAAUAGGUACAGAGACUUGGGCCUUUGGCUUCCGCUUCCAUUUUUAGCAUUUUAGUUUCUGGAUUUCACCUUUUGAAACCUCCUUGCCUUUUAAACUCAUGUAUUUUCCUUUUCUCAGCUCUCCCAUCCCCACACUCCUGGUCUCUAGGGAUCCCCCACUUCAGCCUCCCACGUAGCUGGGACUCCAGGUGCGCACUCACUUGGUCUUGUACCUGGCUCUGUUCUUUUGUUGGUGUUGUUUUGGUGGUGGUUUUUUUGUUUUUCUUUUUUUUUCCUUUUGGGACAGGGUUCCUCUGUGUAGCUCUGGUUGUCCUGGAAUUCACUCUGUAGACCAGGCUGGCCUUGAACUCAGAGAUCCACCUGCCUCUGCCUCCAGAGUACUGGGAUUAAAGGCAUACACCACCACCUGGAAGCCUGGCUCUGUUCUUAAACAUGUUUAAAGCCUUUUCCCAGACAUUAGAACUAGGUGAUGUAACAGGGGAAACAAAGUAUUGUCGAUAGCUUCUGACUUGCUGUUAAAGGGAUCUUUGUUUUGUUUUGGUUUUUUGAAUGAGACAAAAUUGCCCGUGGGAACACUAGAUGUCAUAACAAGACACUAAAAUGUACCAUAUAUCCCCUUUCUCCCCUCACAUACGAUCAUGAAUACACAGCACUCUGGUGAUUAGCUAGGGGCUUUUAAGAGACUCUGCGUCUUUGCUGCUUUGUCUGUAACAGGUGUGCCUCUUCACAGAAUCACACAUGCUGAACACUGCUCUGAAAGGAACUCUGGCUUUUCUUUUCCUCCACUGCCAUCACCUCUCUUACCACUCACGACUGCUCAUGAGGCCUGUGGCAUAUCUGAGUUUUAAAAAAACUUCUUUCCAUUUUAAUGAUGUAGCAUCUCUGCCCAUUUGCUCAGCUGCUGGCUGUGAAUGUGCUUGUCUGACCCUUGUUGUUCAGGUGGGUAGGAAUGAUUAACUUUUAAGAGAAAUCUCUUCCAGAAGACAAACUACUUCAGUGGGUAAAGGCUUUAACGUCUUGUUUUAUUCAUACCAGGGUUUAAUUACUUGCUACAAAGUCUGUCUCAAUCUUCUCAUCUUGGGUUUGGCAGUGCUGUGGCUCUGCAGGCCCUUUAGGGAGGGGGGCAUUCCCAUCAGUCCUUCCCUUUGCUUUUGUGUGACACAUGCUUUCUGUACCAGUCACGUAUUGGGAAAGAAGUGAAUUUAUCUUCUAAUUGUUUUAAGAGUUUUGCUUGUCUAUUUAGCUUUCUUUGGAUCUCAUGAUUUAUGGAACAAUAAAUGUCAUUUAAUGCUG